UGGUAUAGCCGUAUAGCAGCUGUGUGGUUGUUUAUGCUGUUCUUGAAUCUGUUGCUCAGAGGAACGUUAUGGCUGAAUUUGAGGAAACUGUGAGGUUGAUAGAGAGUGCUUACAAGAAUAUUCUGGAUAAGUUCAACCCAUGUGCUCGCCAGCUUAUUUCUGCAGGGCGGACCUAUCUGAAGGCACUGCACGGUGCUGUUGCAGCGUCAAAGGGUUACACCGACGCCAUAUCUCGUCUGGCCAGGCAUGCACAUCAGGCAACAUGGGGUGGCUGUACAGACAUUGGUACAGCUCUGAUGCAAUUGGUCGAUGUCCAGAAGGAAAUUGAAGCUCAACAGAUGAAUAUACUGAAGGCCUUCUACGUUGACCUCUUGGUGCCCUUGGAGAAAAAUAUAGAAAAAGAUGCCAAAGUGGUUGCUAGUGAACAGAAGAAGUUCCUUCAGCAGCAUAAGGCUCAGCAAGAGGCAUACCUCAAAGUUGCCGCCGUUGUCAAGAAACAACACAAGAAAAGAAGGGGUGGAAACCUCGACAAAGAUAUGAAGCAAAUGCAAAUGCUCCAAGAAGAGAAAGGAAAGCUAGAUGGAUUCUGUGAAAGUAGUCUCAAACAGGCAAUCACACAAGAGCGCAGACGAUUUGGCUUUGUCCUGGAGCGACAGUGUUCCCUGGCAAAACACUACCUGGCCUUCCACGCAAAGGGUCAUGCCUUGCUGCAGUGCAACGUUGAUAAUUGGCAAGAAGUCAUCCAGAUGAGAGAAAUCCUGCCCGACUCCAUGAGGAAGAUAUUCAGCGCUGAGCUACGAUUCCCCCAGAUUUCCGAGUAUGCGUCGCCUGGGAUUUUGUCCGACCCCGAGUCGGCACGUCUGAGCUCGGUGUUUAUGCGCAAGAUCCGCAGUACCGACGCCAGCUGCAUUGAUCUGCGUAGUUUAGCUGUUGAUGCCCGCCCUCUGUCACGUGCCAAAUCAGACUUGAACUUGGCUCCGUCGACGGCUAGUGUCGACUCUGCAGAAUACGUAGCCAUGAAGGAUGACCAAGCAGAGAGACAUGUUCAAGCACUCUAUUCGUACCUCUCCAAUGGCGAGCACCAGCUGAGCUUUCACGAAGGAGAUAUCAUAGAAUUGGUGGGAAAUCGAAACAAGGGCUGGCAAUAUGGAGUCAACCUCAGGAAUCACAGAAGCGGAUGGUUUCCGAUAGCAUACACAGAACCUCAAGAGACGUCAGAUUUUGACAGCUCUGUCAGCUCCGAUGCUGCUCUGUCAUCAACUGGUGUGUGCUGGAGAACCAAGAGCGGUGACAUUGGAUCGUACAAUGCUUGUCUUCCAUCUUCCCCCGCACCUCAUCGCCCUAUGUCCAGCUUUGCUGAUACAUACCUUUUUCGACGGCAGUCCCGAGAAGAAAGAUCAGCUCUUCCCGGAUCAGAGCUCCCACAAGUGGCAUGUGGCACCCUUGCCACCAUCCACCCACUUUACCACCAUCCACAGAGUAUUCUGAGGCCUCCGAGACGUUCUCUCACCUCUCCCCUCCCGUUCCCGCUUCCACCGCCAAGACUGCCACCAUCUGCGAGUCUGCACAGUAGCAGUGACAGUGGUUUUUAUAACGAUUCUCAGCCAGGUGGUGCCCCGCUUGCUGAAGUGGAGAGUGUGGAGAUGUUACCGGACGACGUCACAGAGGACGGCAGCUUCUCUUCAGUAGAUAAGUGACUGACAAAUGUUCUGCACCCACAUCACUGUAUGUCUUUGAUAACUGUGACCACAGCAUGCACUAAAAAUGCCAACACCCUUUGCAAGUAAAUGCUAGUAUUUGUCAAGGGUCAGCGACAGUGAAUGCGGUCUGCGACAGGACAAGAGAACUAUUUUGUCGCUGGGGAGCACCGCAAACUUUACUCACUGAUAAUGGAGUCCAACUAAAAGCAUCCAAAUUGGUUUCCCUUUGUGCGCUCCGGGGAGGUAAACAAUGCUUCACGCAGUGUUAUCAUCCUCAGCCGAAUGUAACUGAACGAUAUAAUCAGACGACCCUCAUCAAGACAUUCUUGGAGGAGGACCACCGACAAUGGGACUUGCAACUUCCCGAGCUCCUGUUUGCUUUACAGUCUGCAAUCAAUCGUUCAUCAGGGGAAACUCCUUCUGAGUUAGUACUCACAACCAUACUGAGAGCGCCGGCGGAUUCAGUUCUUCCUAUUGGACUACUACCAGAACAUCCUAACGGAAGCAUUCAGCAACGCCUCGAAAAAGCAAGAAAUGCACUGGUUAUCUGAACAGAUCUCGACGCUAUGCAGAGUUCAGCAUCGGAGAUUUGGUCCUCUAUCACAACAGGAUUUUAUCAGACAGGGCGCAAGGGGAGACAUCUCGUCUGGCAAGACCGCGACUUGGUCCUGUAGAAGUUCUGGAGAGAACAGGCGACAUCUAUAAGUUAGAUCUCGGAUCUCAAAGAAGCUCCAGGUUUCAUCUACAAGAUUCGAGACGUUACGCGCCAAGAUGAGGGUUUACUAUGUAAAGCAACUACCAAAAGUUGUCUCCUUCGUCACUGUGGCAGUUUACUCACCCCAUUCGUACCGUCAACAGGGGGGAGGAGUGUAAGGUACAAGAUCAGCAGGAUCCUGGUGACAGACGAAGAGAAAGAUGAGGAACCUGAAGGAAGUUUUUUGGAAGCAACGGCAUGAGACUGGGGUAUUUGGGCUUGGGGUUAGUAGUGUAUGUCUGAGUGUUCAGUAAAAGUUGUUCACAGAAAACAUUCCUGUACGUUC
Molecule: messenger RNA, 2740 nt
Organism: Ornithodoros turicata
Lineage: Eukaryota; Metazoa; Arthropoda; Arachnida; Ixodida; Argasidae
Gene: IRSp53
Product: brain-specific angiogenesis inhibitor 1-associated protein 2-like
Exons: 15
Coding region: 69-1697 (542 amino acids)
Biological process (GO): positive regulation of actin filament polymerization; actin crosslink formation; plasma membrane organization
Cellular component (GO): nucleoplasm; cytosol
Molecular function (GO): protein binding
Source: RefSeq, a predicted model, not a curated record